Messenger RNA from Rhodotorula graminis WP1, 3539 nucleotides. RefSeq lists its product as uncharacterized. The transcript has 2 exons. Bases 1 to 3243 code for a protein of 1080 amino acids. The record is from RefSeq and is a predicted model, not a curated record. Gene Ontology annotation, molecular function: DNA binding. Lineage: Eukaryota; Fungi; Basidiomycota; Microbotryomycetes; Sporidiobolales; Sporidiobolaceae. Gene Ontology annotation, cellular component: nucleus.
AUGAGCCUCGCCGACUUUGCCUUCCCGCCUCAGCCGCGGCUGCGCACCGUCUCCCAGCAGCUGCGCGGCCUCUCGGACGGCGCGGGACCCGCCCACGGCGACGACGACUCGGGCGCGCUCGCCUGGGGCGACUGGGGCAGCACCGGCUACAGCCCCGACCGCACCGCGGGCGCGCAGCAGCCGUACCAGGACCCGUACGCCGACCUGAUGAGUGAAAACGCCUUCGACCCGAACCUCCCGUACUCGCCCCGCCAGGCGAGCGGCCACGCCGUGCCGACCUUCGACGCGACCAUGCACCUCGCAGGCGGCGACGACGAGCCCGCCCAGUACCAGCUCGACUCGAACCACUUUCGUCCGCCUCCCGACGGCUCUCAUCCGCCUCCGCCGCACCACCAGCCUCUGCCUCCAGCGCAACUUCCUCAGUCGCACCCUGCGUCGCCCAACCGGUCGCGCGCCUCGAGCCUCCAGUCGAGCAACGCGCCCACGCCGCUGCACAUGAGCGUCUUGACGUCGCCGUCGUCGCCGUUCUUCCCCGGCCCGUUGCCGUCGCCGUUCCACGACCACCGGGCGUCGUUCUCGUCGAGCACGAUGAACCCGUCGCACUCGGUGCGCAGCUCGAGCCCGAGCGACUCGUCGUCCGUGUCGAACCUCAACAUGUCGCGCCUCGACUCGAGCUCGGCGACGAGCAGCAUCUACGGCGGCGAGAGCGGGUCGACGGCCCCGUCGACGCCGUACCGGUCCGGCUCGAUCUCGCGCCAGAACAGCCAGCGCGGCUCGAGCCAGAUGCACGCCCGCAGGCGCUCGUCGCCGAUCAAGACGAGCGGCCGCCACUCGCGCAAGCUGUCGAACGCCGAGCGCAAGGCCAUCUGCGAGUUCUCGAGGACCCACCCCGGCUGGAAGCAGGACGACAUCGGCGCCCACUUCGGCUACGAGCGCAGCACCAUCUCCAAGACGCUCAAGCACAAGGACCGGUACCUCGCCAUGGACUCGGCCGACGAGGCCGGCGCGUCAGCCGUCCAGGCGUUCCUCCACACCGGCCCGUACCAGCAGCAGCAGCAGCAGCAGGGCGACGACCGCGACUCGUCCGAGGCGCCUUCACCCGCCGCGACCGACAUCCCGUCGUCGUCGACGCCGCAGCCGUCGUUCGGCCUCGUCGCGUCGUCGUCGACCUCAUCGCUCGUCUCGCUCGGCUCGACCGCGACGGCCGACCUCGGCGCCUCGACGUCGUCGAACCUGUCGUCAAGGGUCCUGUCGGGCGGGCGCUUCCCGCACAUCGACAAUGCGCUCGUCGCCUGGGCCGAGUCGCACGUCGCCAAGGGCAACAGCCUCGCCGACUCGGUCCUCCAGCGCCAGGCCCGCUCGAUCGCGCGCGACCUGCCCGGCAACGAGUCGUUCAAGGCGAGCCAGUCGUGGCUCGACGGCUUCAAGACGCGCGCCGGCAUCGUCCGCGGCGCGUUCGUCCACGACCGCGCGCCGUCGCCGAUGGCGCCCGCCCUGUCCAACGCGCAGCGCUCGCUCGACCCGCCUCGCGAGGAGGACGACGAGGAGGACGACACGUCGGCCGACGCGCCCGUCCGCCGCAGCAAGCGCUCGCUCGGGAGCAAGACGGUCCGCCGCCUCGCGAGCGCCAAGUCGACGCUCGCGGCCUUUGCCGAGGGCUUUGGCGGCCGCAGCUCGUCGCCCGCAGCCGCGUCGUCGUCCCGCAUGGACGCCGAGCUCGCGAGCGGCAGCUUCGGCGACCUGUCGAUGGACUCGGAGGCGACGCCGACGCACUCGACCGCGCACUCGCGCGCCUCGACGCAAGGCGCCGAGCGCCCGCCGCAGGGCGCCGAGCGCCCGCCGCAGCUCGCCCAGCCGUUCUCGUACUCGCCCGGCGGCGACGGCCAAGGCGCCGGUACGCCGUCGCGCAUGUCGCACUACGCCGGGCAGGAGGACACGCUCGCGCUCGGCAGCAGCCUCGGCGCCGGCAGCGACUACUCGCCGCCCGACGGCAUGAACGCGCACGGGAACGCGGGCAUGUACGGCGGCGGCGGCGUGUACGCGGGCGGGCUCACGCAGCCUUACUCGCCGUCGCCGCACGCCCUCGGCGCGAGCUACUCGUCGGCCCAGGGCGUCUCGGCCUCAUCGUCGCGCUCGUCGCUCGGCACGUUCCCGCAGCAGCAGGGCAUGUACGGCACGGCGUCGCCCGUCCCGUCGAACCAGCACCGCCGGUCGGGCUCGACGGCGUCGAGCACGAGCGUGUACUCGGGCUUGACGGCCUUCUCGUCGCAAAACGGGCCGGGCACGCCGCUGUCGGGCUCGAUGUACGGCUCGUUCCGCGACAGCCAGGGCAACCUGUGCGCGUCGGUCCCGGGCACGCCCGCCAACCCGGCCCUCGCCUCGUCGACGUCGUCGGCGGCGCAGCUGGGCAGCUACUUCGGCUCCGAGCAGGCCCAGCUCCAGAACUCGUUCCUCUCGGCGUCGGCCUCGGGCGCCGGCACGACGCCGACGUCGCAGUACUCGGCCCUCGCGUCGUCGUCGUCGUCGUCCCUCGCCUCGGCCUCUCAGCCGUUCCAGCAGCAGCAGCAGCAGCAGCGAUACCCUCAGCACUCUCCGGCAUACCCGCAAGCCUCUUUCGAUACCCAGCAACAGCAGCAGGCGAGCGCGACGGUUGCCACUGCCGCCGCCAACCGCCGCGCCACGAUCUCGGGCGGCCUGCCCUUCAACAGCGCCGCGCGCAACUCGGUGCCGUCGAGCGCCGCCAUGACGCCCUCGUCAUCGUUCGGCGCCGGCUCGCGCACGAGCAUGAGCGGCGCCAGCGGCGCGCCCGUCACGCUCGAGCAGGCCUUCUCGUCGCUCGAGAUCGCGCUCGAGUACCUCUCGACGCGCGCCGGCCAGGACUACGUCUCGCCCAAGGACCUUGUCGUCCUCGCCGACCUGCGCGGCAAGAUGGAGCGUGCGCGCAACGCCCAGGGCGUCAACCUCGCCGCCAUCUCGUCGGCGCCGGCGACGCCGUCCGGCCUCGGCCCGAGCGGCGGCGGCCCGAGCUUCCACGCGCCGUUCAUGCCGUCGCAGGUCAACGCGUCGUUCGCCGCCGCCGCCGCGGCCAACAACAUGGUCGGCCCGGCCAAGCAGCAGCGCAUGCGCCUGUCGCGCACACAGAGCACGAGCAGCGUGCCGUUCUUCGGCGGCGGCGGUCCCGGCGGCGUCCCUGGCCGUCGCCCGGGCUCGUCGCUCUCGCUGUACGAGGUCGACGGGCACUGAGCGGCACGCCGCUCCCUUCCCCUCUUGUCUGCAUGGGUCGGCUCUCGGCGUGGAGCACUUCCCCCCCUUCCCUCUUCUCUCCCUCUUUCUCUCCUGCAUCGGCGGUCGUAUCAUCGUGCAUUUCCUCUCUCCUCCUUUUCCUCAUCAGCAGUCGCCCAUCAUCGCCACCUCUUGUGCCAUACCCUCGCCGUUUCGUUCAUAUUUCCCCGUCCUCCCUUGCGUUCAUCAGCUCCCCUCGUUCAUCUCUCUCUCGUUGUGCCGUGCCAAUUUCACUCUCGCGCACUUUUCUUUGCCUU